This is a messenger RNA of Plectropomus leopardus (leopard coralgrouper), 2574 nucleotides long. RefSeq lists its product as uncharacterized. Lineage: Eukaryota; Metazoa; Chordata; Actinopteri; Perciformes; Serranidae. Gene Ontology annotation, biological process: regulation of gene expression. The record is from RefSeq and is a predicted model, not a curated record. Gene Ontology annotation, cellular component: nucleus.
CUGUAUUAAAACAAUAAUUGCCUUUUUAAGUAAAAAAAACAACACUGAAAAAAAGCCAAAAAGUUAUAGAAAUGUUAACGAAAACAUGCCUCCUAACCUCAUGUUGUUGUUGUUUAUGGCAGUAAUAUAUUACCCUGAGCCAAAAUAAAAAUCAUGACUUCCUUUUUCCUCACGGCCCCCCCUCAUAAAUAACAGACGGUCCCUAACGUCCCCAGAAUAAACACGAACACUCAGUGAAAUAAAGGGCGGAGGAGGGCGGAGGAGGGCGGAGGACUCUCCGCAGAGAGACCAGUCUGCUUCUUUCUCUCAUCGAUGUUCAGAUUUUGGGAUGUUCGGGUUUUUUUGGGAGGCUGAACUUUUCCCCGGAAGUGGCCAGCUGCUGCUGCAGGAGGAGAAGAAGAAGAAGUUGGCGGAGUGAGCUCAGCACUUCAGAAACGGAUCCGUGCUUCGGCGGCUGCACCGGCGGGAUGGACACCGACGCGGCCUCUCCGGAUGCAGCUGAAGAUGUUCGGAUCAAAUCGGAGCCGGAGGGCGACGUGGAGAUCCAGGCGUACCCGGUCCUCAUGAAGCUCUGUGUCACUCUGACCGACUGCCGGCUGUGGCUGCAGGGCCGCGACUUCCUGUCUCUGGGUGACCACCCUCAUCUCUGUCCCCGCCGGCCAAGGCCGCAGCGCCCAACCAUCAGCGGCAGGAAGAUGGUGCACUGCCCCGACUGCAGUCGAGGCUUCUACAAGGCAGCGCACCUGGAGGCGCACCGCAGGACACACCGCGGACACAAACCCAACGAGUGCUGGCGCUGCGGGAAGACCUACCCGACGCUGAUGAGCCUCGUCGUCCACCAGCAGGUCCACGACCGCCACCAGCCCUACCGCUGCUCCUACUGCGACAAAACCUUCGCCCUGAAGCGCGACUGGAAGACGCACCACCGCACGCACUCCGGGACCAAACCCUUCAAGUGCUGGUUCUGCGGGGACGGCUUCGCACAGCAGCGCGAGCUGGACGACCACCUGGAGGCCCACAAGGGGGAGAAGUGCUACCGCUGCAAAGUCUGUGACAAGAUGUUCGUGUCCUACCAGGGCUUCAACUUCCACCGCAAGUCGCACCGCGACCCAAAGCCGCUGCCCUGCCUUAAGUGCAGCAAGACCUUCAGCAACCCGCAGAGCCUGAAGCUGCACCAGGUGACGCACUCCAACCGCAAGCCGCACAAGUGCCCCACCUGCGCCAAAGGCUUCAAGCUGCUGAGCGGCCUGCGCUGCCACCAGCGCACCCACGAGCACCUCAAGGACUACCGCUGCUCCGAGUGCGGCAAGUGCUUCUCCAGCCUGCAGGGCCUCAAGCUGCACAACCGCACACACACCGGCCUCAAGCCCUACAAGUGCCCCGAGUGCGGCAAGAGCUUCACCCAGUCGCCGCACCUCAAGUCCCACAUGGUGACGCACACGGGCGAGCGGCCCUUCCUCUGCACCACCUGCGGCAAGAGGUUCACCCAGUCAUCCCACCUGCGCUCGCACAUCACGCUGUUCCACGUGGGCGAGAAGCCAUUCAGCUGCGCCGACUGCGGCAAGAGUUUCACCAUCGCACACUACCUGAAGAUGCACCGGCUGAGCCACACCAAGGAGAAGCUGUACCAGUGCUCCUACUGCCACAAGGCCUUCAGCUACCACAACUCCUGGAGGGCGCACGAGCGCAUCCACACCGGCGAGCGCCCCUUCAGCUGCCGCGACUGUGGACAGAGCUUCAUCACGUCCGGCUCGCUGCUCAGCCACCGCCGCUCCAAACACACGGGUGAGAAGAGCCACUACUGCAUCACCUGUGGCGAGUUCUUCUUCACCAGCUCGCUGCUGCGUGUCCACCAGCUGGACCACACCGGCGAGCGCCCGCACGCCUGCAGCUGCGGCAAGACCUUCAAGACCAAAGGCGUGCUGCGCUACCACCUCAAGAGGUUCCUGCACCACCGGCCGGCCCUGUGAGCGCCGCCGCCACCGGCACGCCGUCCAAUAGGAAGUCGAUGCAGCGGGUCAACACGAAGAUACUUUGACCACAGUGUGAGCUGACUGUAAACAUGGCGGCCGGUCAGGACGUUUCCCAGCUGCUCGGUUCAUUUAGGUUUAAUUUUUUACAAAUUUUUAUCCUGUUUGUGUUUUUAAACUCAGAGCUGCUUCUGACAAACGUUCAGAACUUUUGUUUCUUUUAUCUCCAAAAAUGAAAUCAUGAAUGAUUCAGAGCGUCCGCUCGCUUCCGAGACCCGUUCAAAGAGACGAUGAGACACUAACAAACACUCCAGAGACAAACUCGGACCGAACCACUCAGAGGCACACUGUGAAGGACCAGUCCAACGUCUCCGUCAACGUCUGUGUGUCUCUGUCAGGACGACGCUCAGCUUUAACCGUCAGAGAGGAUGUCUGUCCACUGUCUCGUCUGUCUUCUGUCUUGUCUGUCCGCUGUCUCGUCUGUCUUCUGUCUUGUCUGUCCGCUGUCUCGUCUGUCUUCUGUCUUGUCUGUCCGCUGUCUCAUCUCCUCAAAGCUCUUAGUGAAAGUUUGAGGUCACAGUUCAGAGGGCGUGAAUGCUGACGG